Molecule: messenger RNA, 2838 nt
Organism: Triplophysa dalaica
Lineage: Eukaryota; Metazoa; Chordata; Actinopteri; Cypriniformes; Nemacheilidae
Gene: cpt1b
Product: carnitine palmitoyltransferase 1B (muscle)
Exons: 19
Coding region: 329-2641 (770 amino acids)
Biological process (GO): carnitine metabolic process; fatty acid metabolic process
Cellular component (GO): mitochondrion
Molecular function (GO): carnitine O-palmitoyltransferase activity
Source: RefSeq, a predicted model, not a curated record
GAGAGAGAGGUUAUGAGUAUCACUAAACGACAGGGGCAGGUACUAGAUGAUUUUCUAGAUCACAACGGAAGAAACCAAAACAUUGAAGGGAACAACCAAAACAAAGAAAAUGAGAGAGGGGAAAAGAGAAGCUAAACAGUGAGUGAGUGACAGAUUCUUCACAGAUUCCUUCAGUCGAGUUUAGGAUUCGAUUGAAGGACACAGGAGCUCCCCUGAAGAACAGCUGAAUACCAUAAAGGACAUUCCAGCCAUACUGAUAGAAAACUGGACGUUCUAACCACAAUUACAACAACACACUGCUUUAAAGGUUGUGCUUUAAGCCUGUAUAAUGGCAGAAGCGCAUCAGGCCGUGGGCUUUCAGUUCACAGUCACACCUGAUGGGAUUGACCUUCAGCUGAGCCGUGAGGUGCUGAGACACAUUUACCUGUCUGGAGUCACAUCAUGGAAAAAACGUGCCAUCCGCUUUAAGAACGGUGUUCUUACAGGCGUAUACCCCGCCAGUCCAUCCAGCUGGUUAAUAGUAGUCAUCGCGAUCAUGAGCACUAUGUAUGCCAGGAUCGAUCCCUCCAUGGGCAUGAUCGACAAGAUCAAGACAUCUAUACCAGUCAGUAACUUUAUGACGGUUCAGACACAGACGGUGUUCAGCGCCAUCCUGUUUGCCACAGCUGUGUGGUUUUCCUUCAUCCUGCUGAUGCGUUACAUCCUCAAAGCUCUUCUGUCUUAUCACAGCUGGAUCUUUGAGUCACACGGCAAAAUGAGCUCCUUCACUAAAGUCUGGCUGAGUCUUGUGAAGCUGCUUUCCGGCCGGCGACCGUUACUGUACAGUUUUCAGGCAUCUCUCCCCCGUCUGCCUGUACCGAGCAUUGAUGAUACGAUCAGUAGGUAUUUGGAAUCGGUUCGACCUCUUCUGGACGAUGAGCAGUAUAAACAGAUGGAGGUUGUUGCUAAUGAUUUCAAAAAGGAUCCUGCACCCAAACUUCAAAAAUACCUUGUACUCAAGUCCUGGUGGGCAACCAAUUACGUGAGCGACUGGUGGGAGGAGUAUAUCUACCUGAAAGGCAGGGGUCCCAUCAUGGUCAACAGCAACUUUUACACAAUGGAUUUACUCUACGUGAUCCCUACACACAGACAGGCUGCAAGAGCAGCUAACGCUGUGCACGCUAUGCUGCAAUACCGCCGUAAACUCGAGAGAGGAGAACUUACCCCGCUGAUGGCCCUUGGCAUUGUGCCUAUGUGCUCUGUUCAGUAUGAAAGAAUGUUUAAUACCACCCGUAUCCCUGGCAUUGAAACUGAUUUUGUGCAGCACCUGAAGGACAGGAAGCAUCUGGUGGUCUAUCAUCGAGGGCGGUUCUUUAAGCUUUGGCUUUACUAUGGCGGGCGUCACCUUUGGCCCUCUGAGCUUGAGCAGCAGUUUCAGCGCAUACUGGACGACAAGUCUGAACCUCUGAUGGGAGAACUGAAACUCGCUGCACUUACGGCCGGGAACAGGGUUCCCUGGGCAAGGGCACGUCUAAAGUACUUCAAUGAGGGCGUCAACAAGGCGUCACUGGAAGCCAUUGAGACGGCAUCGUUUUUUAUGACCCUGGAUGAUGAUGCGCAUGGAUAUGAUCCAGAGAACAUGCGGUCCCUGGACCUCUAUGCCAAAUCUCUACUUCAUGGAAAGUGUUAUGACAGGUGGUUCGAUAAAUCAUUCAAUCUGAUUGUCUACAAGAAUGGUAAAAUGGGCAUCAACACUGAGCAUUCAUGGGCUGACGCUCCCAUCGUUGGGCAUAUGUGGGAGUAUGUUUUGGCCACAGAUUGUUUUCACCUUGGUUAUACCGAGGAGGGACAUUGCAAAGGAGAUGUCAACAAAGGCCUGGCUCCCCCUACCAGACUACAGUGGGACAUCCCGAAAGCAUGCCAGGAGAUAAUUGAAGGUUCAUAUGAGGUCGCUAAGAGAAUUGCUGAUGAUGUGGAUUUCCACGGCUGUUUGUUUACUGAAUUCGGGAAGGGCCUGAUAAAGAAAUGUCGAACAAGUCCAGAUGCUUUUAUCCAGCUGGCACUGCAGCUAGCUUAUUACAGGGACAAAGGGGAGUUCUGUCUCACUUAUGAGUCGUCAAUGACACGCAUGUUCCGCGAGGGGCGCACAGAAACCGUCCGCUCCUGCACCUGCGAGUCCGCCAUGUUUGUCCGAGCAAUGGAAGACAAAAACAUCACGAAAGAGCAGAGGUUAGCGCUCUUCCAUCAAGCCGCAGAGAAACAUCAGAACAUGUACCGUCUGGCCAUGACUGGAGCUGGUAUUGACCGGCAUCUCUUUUGCUUGUACAUAGUGUCUAAAGUAAUGGGCAUAGACUCACCCUUCCUCAAACAGGUUUUGUCAGAACCCUGGCGUCUCUCCACCAGUCAGACCCCUCAGCAGCAGCUUAACCUCAUUGACAUUCAGAAGUUUCCCAAAUAUGUUGGAGCGGGUGGAGGAUUUGGGCCUGUCGCCGAUGACGGGUAUGGCGUUUCUUACAUAAUUGUUGGGGAAAACCUCAUCACCUUUCACAUUUCCAGCAAGAUCUCUAGUCCAGAAACAGAUUCGUAUCGCUUUGGGCAGAACAUCAAAAGGGCCAUGCUGGACAUCAGAUCUCUGUACAACCAGAACGAUAAGAAGAUAUAAACCCUUGACUUUCAUGUGCAAGGAAACUGUUAAAUGAAUAUCCAAUGUAUUUAUUUUAAAUUCCUGAUGAUUUUCGCAUGUAUGGUUUCUUUUUCUUUGUCAUGUGGCUGUAAAUAUUGAAUUUGUGCACAAUUUUUUUUUUUUUUUAAAUGUUCAACCUGCCCUGUCUUUAAAUAAAGGUAUAUUUAUAAGUUGUA